UUGCGAAUACAAUAAAUAAGAUCGGUAACAUCAUUUUCUGACAUCCAGGCGGUUGCGAUUUUGUUUAAAAAAAACACUUGAAGCCGUACUUCAAAUACAUUGAGCAGAAUGCCACGAGGAGGAACAUACGCUAAUAAUUCCACCAACCGAAGUUUGGGCAGAGUGGGGAUGCCUAUGGGGAGUGCACCUGUGUCUUCCAGAUCUUCGAGUUCAAACUAUUAUGCCUCAAGCUCUUCUGCUAAGACAUAUGUUGAUAACUCGAUGAACCGAAACUUAGGAAGGGUUGGAAUGCCUGUUGGAAGUUCACCAGCGUCCAGAGAUUCUGGUAGCAAUUCGUCUUCGUCAAGGACGUAUGUGGAUAACUCGAUAAAUCGAAACCUAGGAAGGGUUGGAAUACCUGUUGGAAGUUUUCCAGCGCGCAGAGAUUCUGGAAGCAGUUCGUCUUCGUCAAGAACAUAUGUGGAUAACUCGAUGAAUCGAAACCUAGGAAGGGUUGGAAUGCCUGUUGGAAGUUCUCCAGCGUCUAGAGAUUCUGGAAGCAGUUCGUCUUCGUCAAGAACAUAUGUUGAUAACUCGAUGAAUCGAAACUUAGGAAGGGUUGGUAUGCCUGUUGGAAGUUCUCCAGCGUCUAGAGAUUCUGGAAGCAGUUCGUCUUCGUCAAGAACAUAUGUUGAUAACUCGAUGAAUCGAAAUUUAGGAAGGGUUGGUAUGCCUGUUGGAAGUUCACCAGCGUCCAGAGAUUCUGGUAGCAAUUCGUCUUCGUCAAGAACGUAUGUGGAUAACUCGAUGAAUCGAAACCUAGGAAGGGUUGGAAUACCUGUUGGAAGUUCUCCAGCGUCUAGAGAUUCUGGAAGCAGUUCGUCUUCGUCAAGAACAUAUGUUGAUAACUCGAUGAAUCGAAACUUAGGAAGGGUUGGUAUGCCUGUUGGAAGUUCUCCAGCGUCUAGAGAUUCUGGAAGCAGUUCGUCUUCGUCAAGAACAUAUGUUGAUAACUCGAUGAAUCGAAAUUUAGGAAGGGUUGGUAUGCCUGUUGGAAGUUCUCCAGCGUCUAUAGAUUCUGGAAGCAGUUCUUCUUCGUCAAGAACAUAUGUUGAUAACUCGAUGAAUCGAAACUUAGGAAGGGUUGGUAUGUCUGUUGGAAGUUUUCCAGAACGCAGAGAUUUAAAAAGUGCAAUCAAUACAAAGGAAGAGAAAGUCCAGACACGCACUUAUGUUGACAAUCGAGUAAAUAGAAUCUUGAACAGAGUUGGAAAACCUUUAGGAUCAGUGCCACUUAAGUCUGUCCAAAUCAAGAGAAGGUAUGUAGACAACGCUUUGAAUAGAAGUUUAGGGAGAGUUGGUCUUCAAGUGGGGAGCAAGCCACUAUCCCAAUCAUCGCUCGUUCAAAGUAGCAACCAAAGGGUUUAUGCUGACAACCCAGCGAACAGGAGAUUAAAACGAGUUGGGCUUCCGCUAGGUACCAAGCCUGAAGAGACUUCGCAGCAUAAUGAAAAGACUUACCUUAAAAUGGCUUAUCAACAGCUGAUGAACUCAGACGGCGAUUUGGAUGAACUGUCUGCGUCAUGGGGCAAUGCCUCAAAAGAAUACGUUAUGGACGCAAUGGAAGAAUGCGUCAACCGCAUGAAUGUAUGGAAGGAAUACUGCGAACGUUAUUAUGAAGAAACAUCCAAUGAAUUUUCUUUGGUGUCAGAGGCAUCUAAUGACUCUUCCUUGGUGUCACGCAUGGACAAGGCGCACAUCUCUGCAAGUCUGGCAACUUUGAUGUCAAAAAACAAUGCUGCCGAUUCGUUUCAACGUUAUGGCGGUAAAGUGAUUCCAUUUGAAGAUCUAAUUGUGGAAGAAAGAAUUGGGAGCGGAGGUUUUGGGCAAGUGCAUUCUGGAAUGUGGAAAGGUAUAAGAGUUGCUAUAAAGAAGCUACGUGAUCAACGCGUAAGCCGAAGUCUUUCUGCUCAAUUUGAAGGUGAAAUAAAAGUUUUAUCUACGCUGAAUCAUGAAAAUAUCAUGACCUUCUAUGGGGCUUGCUUGGAGACAUCUAAUCUAUGUAUUGUGAUGCAAUUUAUGGAAGGGAGCUUGUAUGAUCAGCUGCAUAUUGUCGAACGGCAGUUUCACGACCGACAUAAAGCAUUCAUUGUGCGCGAAAUUGCUUGCGGUUUAAAAUAUCUCCAUUCGAAACAAAUCGCACAUGCAGAUAUGAAGUCGAACAACGUGUUGUUAAACAUUUUCGACGAUGACAUAGCGAGUGUCAAAAUCACGGAUUUUGGAUUGUCAAUGAUGAAAAGCGAAAGUGAAACUUCAUCUUCUGAGAAUAAACUGGUCCGAUAUAUUGGCACACCUAAAUACAUGGCACCCGAACUUCUCAGAGGGGAGUUUUUAAACAGAGGGGAUAUGAUAAAGGCUGAUGUGUACGCAUUCGGUCUGAUUAUGUUUGAAGUAUUUUGCGAGGAAGAACCAUUUAAGAACUUGAACAUCAAUCAACUUCAAAAGCACGUCGGAGAAGGAUAUUUAAAACCGGACAUAGAUGGGUUAAACAUUGAUGGCCGGCUGGUUUCUUUGAUUAGAGUAUGUUGGGAUAGAGAGCCAACAAGACGGCCAUCAGCUGAAGAAUGUUUCAAUUGGUUGGCGUCAAAAACAGAAGAGUAGUUAUUUUUACGAACGCAAAAAUUGUUAUUUUACCGAACGGAAAUAGUUAUUUUACCGAAUAAACACCCAACGUGAUUCUAAUUGACCAUAACUGGAAGAAGAAGAUUUUAAUGCAAAAUUGUACAAGCAAAUUUUUUUAAAAGAACCAUGGAAUGAGAUGCUUUUCUUAUUCUUUUUCUUAUUUUUUCUUCUUCUUAUAUGUUUAACUUGAAAUUGUUCUUAUUUUCUUUCUAACAGUUUUGAGAAAGUAUAAUGAUGAUCUUUAAACUUUUGUUUUGCAGAUGUAAUUUUUAUUUUAUUUUUUAAUUUUUGUACGCGUGGUUUGAAUAUUAAACAUAUGUCGAUUAAAACUAAUGAGAUGUUA
Molecule: messenger RNA, 3004 nt
Organism: Hydractinia symbiolongicarpus
Lineage: Eukaryota; Metazoa; Cnidaria; Hydrozoa; Anthoathecata; Hydractiniidae
Exons: 2
Coding region: 109-2640 (843 amino acids)
Biological process (GO): protein phosphorylation
Molecular function (GO): protein kinase activity; ATP binding
Source: RefSeq, a predicted model, not a curated record